GAUGACUCCUGCGCAGCCUUUAUCCAACGUCCGCUGUCCGCAUAGAGAGCAGCUUCCAGUUUUGUGCAAAUGCAGUAGUAGCGAACCGAUCACGCGAAGCGGACCGGUCGCAGUUCCGUGCUGUGUCUCCCGUGAACCGAUGUUCAGUUUUAAAUCAUGACUUUAAAAGCCGCAGUAAUUUAUGCCACGCUCAUAUUAUUUUUCAAAGAUGUACAAGGACAGAAAUCACAAGUACAAAUUUUACCACCAGAAUGUCCAAGUUUAGACAAAGGUGAUUCAUAUACUCAAUCUGAAUUCUUGUCGCGGUUGGCUAAUGAAUGCCGGUACGACCGGUUGCUGCUGCCAACUUAUCUAACUGGAGACGUGGUUUAUGUUCACGCCAGCGCUUAUGUUUACUUUAUACAACCUGCAGAAGCACACGACUUGAAUUUUAAAUUGCAUUUCCUUCUACAAUUACGUUGGACCGACCCGCGUUUGGCGUACACUUUAUAUUCGCCUGAGCGUUCGAGAAUCAUUGGUGAAAAUGACUUACGACAGCGCAUAUGGGUGCCCCAUCUGUAUAUGUCUAACGAACAAUCUUCUAGUCUUAUGGGUACCGACAGCAAAGACGUACUUAUAUCUAUCGCGCCCGACGGCGAAGUGCUAUUUAGCAGGCGCAUGCAAGCUGUACUUUACUGCUGGAUGAACCUACAAAAAUUUCCAUUUGAUGAUCAAACAUGCUCUAUGAACUUAGAAAGCUGGAAAUACAACGCUUCUAUACUGCGGAUGAUGUGGGAAAAGGACAAUCCGGUUCGUUUAUCCUCCGAACUGCACUUGACUGAGUAUUCUCUUAUAGAUUACUGGACGAAUGAGUCAGUAGUUCGGGGGGAUAUAGUCAAUAUGCGUCUCGGUGGAGGUAGAUCGGGUAACUACAGCGCCUUAAAGUUCACUUUUAAGCUUGGCCGUGAAGUAGGUUACUAUCUUAUGGAUUACUUUAUUCCAUCUAUGAUGAUAGUCGCUAUGUCGUGGGUAACGUUUUGGCUGCAAGCGGAUGCUUCGGCACCAAGGAUUACUCUUGGUACGAGUACAAUGUUGUCGUUUAUCACUUUGGCGUCUUCGCAGGCGAAGACUCUACCAAAAGUUUCUUAUAUUAAAGCCAGCGAGAUCUGGUUCUUGGGUUGUACUGGUUUUAUCUUUUCUGCUCUGGUGGAAUUUGCCUUUGUCAACACAAUUUGGCGUAGAAAGAAAGCUGUUAGCCUGAAAAAGGUAAACAGCAAAUAUAUUCUGAAGAGUACGCUCACGCCGCGGCUGGCCCGCAAGGAAUUACAAAAGGAGUUGCAAGAAUCAUCACCGCAGCUAACGAAGUCCCGCUCCUGCUCCUCGCUGCAGCAGGAAACUAGUUGCAACGACCCUGCUGGACCUGGAUACAACAACUACCUUACAGUGCAUAGCUUCCCGUCUGCUAUUAACUUACCAACGAUAACAACGCAAAGCUUUGAUGACUUGAUCACUAGUCCUGGAGGUAAGACUCAGAGCAACGCCAGCGACGGCUCCGACGAACCUCCGAAGCAUCACACCUGGACGACUAUGACUCCCCAGGAGAUCGCCACGUGGAUCGACAAGCGCUCACGCGUUCUCUUUCCACUUAUGUUCAUAUUCUUCAACAUUAUCUAUUGGACUUUCGUCUAUUGUCUAUAAUGCCGUGUAAAAUAGGUAAUGCUUUGAGGUUUGGCGUUAGUAGUCAUAUUUUAAGUAGAAACAAACCCGAACGAAGUUUCAGUAAGAAACAUAACAUGGGUCUAGCUAACCAUGUUUGCUAAAUUGUCUUUAUACAAGUUCAAUAACACUACAUAAAGAUUUGUGGUAUUGAUAAAUGUACCUACAAAGGACAUGUCAUUUCAGAGGUUAUUUGGUUGGUUAUAAAAUGAGUAACAAAAAUAAUGCAGAAAAACAUUUAAAGUGGGCAAAUAUUUGUAACGGUAUACCGCAGUAACUCCAAUAUGAAAGCACUAAAUAAUACCUUAUUCAAAACUGCUAAUAAGCGCAGACCACACUUCGCAGUGAUUCAGCUAAUAAGGAACUCUAACUGCGGUUUUCCGUUGACCACUAUUUUGUGCGUGGUUUAUAUGCAUUUACAUUGGUGUUAAUGAACAUGACUGUAAAAUAUUGUAAAACAAAAAAUCAAUAUCAUUGAGUUACACUACAAUCAUACUAGAAGUAAUUGAACAUAGAUUUUGGAAACAACUCUAUGAUAGAUAUAUUGGCACAAUCUAUCAUAUAAAAGGUCAAAUAAAAGACCUUCAUAAUCGUCUAAAAUAAAGACUUACACGGGUAACUAAAAGGAAUCUUCUUCACGCAAAACAUGAUUUACUAAACAAGUGAAAGAACUUAUGUCUUAACUUGCCACAAACUAUUUCACACACAAUUAGUAAAUACUUACAAAUAUACUAUGUGUGUAACUUUAACCUGAUGACGUAAAAUAUAAAAUAUGUUAACUAUAAAUUAGACAUACUAUAAUAGCGAUAAAUAUGUUACGCUUUGUGUCGAACACAAUUAGUUCUUAAGCUAGUUUAUUAUUUUAGUUAAAUGAUAAAACUAACAAUGAGAUUAUUAAUUAUUUAAUACUAUUGUCAAAACUUAGUUUUGCAUUUUCUUAUUUAUUACUUUAGUUGUACGAAUACCGUCCUUUUGUUAGUUAUGUUUGUUUUUGUUAUUCUGAAGCACGAGAUUCCUAUUACAAACAUGUUUAGACCUGGAAAGUAUAAUAAUUACAGACUUAGACCUGGGUUAUACAAAGUAAAUCUUCAUUUUCAAAUCGUCUCACUGACGAACAUAAACCUAAUUUGGUUCAUGCCACUUGUCUCUAUCCUGAGACUUGGGAAAUGAUAUAUUUAAUGUCGUCAAAGAGCAACGAAAUCUGAAAACUGUAUAAAAUUGUACUUUUGACAUAUUCCUGACAUACUUAUAUCUUUUAAAUAAAAGUUACUACAAUAUUAUAAAAAAAUGAUUAUAGGAAGUACAAACUCUACCUAAAUUCAAAAUCAAAUACUAUGGUAAUAAACAAAAUAAUUAAAUAGGCGUACAAUGCAGACUAAUUUUUGAAGUAUGUACUUAAAUACAUACUCAUGGUCAUGAAUAUACAAUCAAAUUAAAAAUAAAAUUUCCAGGAACUUGGAAGGUAUGCCAUAUAGAUAGUGUUCUUUUUUUAUUCGUUUACUGAUAGAAAUAUUACGAAAAAAUCAGUGUUUUAUAAUAAAUACGGGAUACUAUUGAUCCGAAGUUUCGGGAUUAGGAUUUUUUACUGCAAUUGGCUGUCAGUAAUUUUCAAACACAUAAAUAUGAAUUAAGUGUAUAUGACUAUGUUUUACUUGUAAUAUAUUUAACUAUCUAUUUAUGAAUAAAUUUAGGAAAUACGUCAUUUAGUAAAUAGAAAGUGAGUCAAAUAACUUAUUUUUAAGCAUUUACAUAGUUAGAUACUUAUAUACUGUCCAAAUUAGUGCCUUAAAUUAUGAAAUAAAAUUAUUGUUACCUAAGUAGGCUAGAUGUUAAAUAUUUAAGAUACAUAUUUAUACAUGAGUUUAUAAUAAUGUUCUUUGUAGAUACCAUUUGAAAUCUCAAUAUAAAAUCGAAUUCGUU
Manduca sexta (tobacco hornworm) is the source of this 3615-nucleotide messenger RNA. Its product is annotated as pH-sensitive chloride channel 2. Gene Ontology annotation, biological process: chemical synaptic transmission; nervous system process; chloride transmembrane transport. Gene Ontology annotation, molecular function: extracellular ligand-gated monoatomic ion channel activity; transmembrane signaling receptor activity; neurotransmitter receptor activity. The record is from RefSeq and is a predicted model, not a curated record. Lineage: Eukaryota; Metazoa; Arthropoda; Insecta; Lepidoptera; Sphingidae. Gene Ontology annotation, cellular component: synapse; neuron projection; membrane. Bases 157 to 1677 code for a protein of 506 amino acids. The transcript is spliced from 8 exons.